This is a messenger RNA of Cladocopium goreaui, 1023 nucleotides long. Lineage: Eukaryota; Dinophyceae; Suessiales; Symbiodiniaceae. The record is from the annotation of a GenBank genome assembly.
UUCGCCAUGCAGAGCUUGGAAAGCUGGAACGAGAGCUUGGACCAUGACUGGGAGGAGGAACCAACUGAGCCUCCACCUCCGCCUCCUCCGUUGAAACGCCACAAGGGCCCGACGCUGCAACCAAAACCAAAGGGUUCGCCGGCUUCGUCUGGACGCGGUGGACAAAGGCCCUGGCCAAGUAGCGUGACGCCAGAACACAAGGUGCAGUCAUCCGAAUGGCCAGAGCGUGCGACAUGGCCAACGAAGGUGGAGGAGGUGGAGGUGCAGUACUCCCAGGAUGACACCGACUUCGCGUGGGAAGCUGACACCUGGGAGGAUGACUGGAAGGAGGCGGCACCGGUCGGCGCCACUAGCAGCCUCUUGUCGCGGCUGCACCAACAACUCUCCGAGACGGAGGCGGCACUGGCAGCCCUGGAAGCUGAGGAGCAGGUCGAUCUCGCCGAGGCAGUGCAUGUCGAGGACGUCGACGUGGUGCCGCAGCUGAAAGCUGCUUGGCCCAAAAAGUCCAGCGAGGCGUGGCCCUUGCGCGGAAGGACCUCCUUGGUCUCGACACAGCUCCUAAGGCCUCUGCCGGUUACGGCCAGGAGUGGCAAGCUGUACUUGGAAUCGCAAGGACAUUGGACUUCGAGACACCCGGGAGAACUCAGCUGCUGGCGUCACGAGGCACCAGAUCCUGUUUCCAUCGAGGCCUUGCCAGAGGUGACGAAAGCCAGCAGCGAAAAGGUCUUUCACGAUGAAUCCGGAAGCAUCUGGACGAAUCUUCGUCGAGGCUUGAACGAUCUCAAGAAGGACCCCCAGCGUUUGGACACAAUGGAGCUGCCCUACGAUAGCACCAUCCACGACGUUUGGGAAUUUAUGCUGGACUUGAUGGUGAAGCACCCCAAGUACUCGCGGCAAAUCCUGGAUGCCGCUGAGAUGCUCUUGGGCUCGGAACGCUGGGCUGAUGGCUUUCUGCAAGUGAAGCAGAAGCAUCGCUUCUCCCUGUGGCGCGGGAUCCUAAAAUCAGGUGGUCCCUGGGGGUAA